Molecule: messenger RNA, 1749 nt
Organism: Lachancea thermotolerans CBS 6340
Lineage: Eukaryota; Fungi; Ascomycota; Saccharomycetes; Saccharomycetales; Saccharomycetaceae
Gene: AGP2
Product: Agp2p
Exons: 1
Coding region: 1-1749 (582 amino acids)
Biological process (GO): amino acid transmembrane transport
Cellular component (GO): membrane
Molecular function (GO): amino acid transmembrane transporter activity
Source: RefSeq, a predicted model, not a curated record
AUGCUACUGCCUACUGAGGCAAGCGGGACGCGAGAGACUUCCCUAGGAGCCCAAAAGGGCAAGACAGAAUUCAAGUACCAAACUGUGAAGGUGGCCUCACAUCAAGAUAGUGUGGUCUCGAUCGAUGCAAAACAAACAAUAACGGGUUACUUGACCGCGGAGGCAGAAAGCGAUAUGGAGGACAGCGUCACACGUCGAACACUCCGCGAGAGACACGUGCUGCUCAUAGGUAUCUCUGGAGUGAUAGGGACCGCACUCUUUGUAAGCAUUGGAAAAGGCCUCUUUCGCGGCGGCUCAGUUUUUUUGCUCCUUGGAAUGGCGCUUUGGUGCAUUCCUAUGCUCUGCAUCACGGUUUCAACGGCUGAAAUGGUGUGCUAUCUUCCGCUUGACUCGCCGUUUCUGUGCCUGGCUUCGCGGUGUGUCGAUGAUUCUUUGGCGAUAAUGGCGGGCUGGAAUUUUUGGUUCCUGGAGUGCGUACAGAUUCCAUUCGAGAUUGUGGCAGUCAACACUAUCUUGCACUACUGGAGAGACGACUACUCCGCCGCGAUUCCCUUGGUGGUCCAGGUUAUCCUGUACUUCGCCAUUAGCGUGUUGGCAGUACGCUUUUAUGGGGAGAUGGAGUUCUGGCUCGCCAGCUUCAAGAUCAUACUGGCUGCAGGCCUUUUCGUAUUUACGUUGGUCGCGAUGCUUGGCGGAAACCCGAAGAAAGACCGGUUCGGGUUUCGGAAUUUCGCAGACGCACCUUUCAAGCAGUACUUCCCAUCUGGAAAGCCAGGAUCGCCCUCUGCCGGAUACUUCCAGGGAUUUCUUGCAUGCUUGAUCCAGGCCAGCUUCACCAUUGCAGGACCUGAUUACGUCGCGAUGAUCGCAGGCGAGACGCGCCUGCCACGGAAAAUUCUACCGGUUGCGUUCAAGCAGGUGUUCAACAGGCUUACCAUUCUGUUUCUGGGAAGCAGUUUGUGCGUUGGCAUCCUGUGCAGCGCCAACGAUCCCAGUCUGAUGGCGGCCAUAAGCGAGGCGCGGCCGGGCGCCGGUGCCUCGCCCUACGUGCUUGCGAUGAAAAACCUGGGGAUUAAAACGCUUCCCGACGUCGUCAACGCCGCGCUUGUGACAGCCGCGUUCUCGGCGGGCAAUGCCUACACGUUCUGCUCGUCGAGGACCCUCCACGGCAUGGCACUGGUCGGCAACGCGCCUGCCGUGUUCAAGCGCUGCAAUCGGCACGGCGUCCCCAUCUACGCUGUCGCAGUGUCGCUCACGUGGGCUCUGCUGAGCUUGUUGCAGCUCAACAAGAACAGCGCCGUUGUGCUGAACUGGUUAAUAAACAUGAUCACGGCCUCGCAGCUGAUCAAUUUCGCCGUGCUGUGUGUCACCUACCUGUACUUCCGCCGGGCCUACCACGCCCAGUGUGGCGCGCUUCCAGAACUUCCCUUCAAGUCCUGGGGACAGCCCUACACGGCGCUCGUCGGCUUGGUCGCAGUGCUGAUCAUGGUCUUGGUCCAGGGCUACGCGGUGUUCUGCAGCUCGCUGUGGGAUGUCCAGGAGUUUCUGUUCUGCUACCUCAUGAUUUUCAUCGACAUUGCCAUCUACGUUGUGCACAAGUUUGUCGUCCAAAGAGGACGCUGCUGGCCUAGAGCGCCGAAGGCCGUGGAUCUCGUCACGGGGCUGCUCGCAGUCGAGCGCCACGAGCGUGAAGCCGGCUUCGACAGAUAUGUGUUUUUCACAGAGCGUGCUAGCCCGCUGCGCGCAUAA